UCUUCCAGCCAAAAGUAUGAGAAGGAGCUUGAAAUCAAAGAAAUCUCUCACAUCAUGACAAUGGAACUGGAUUGGCUUGUCCUUUAUUCUGUUUUUCAACGGCAACGGGCCAUUAUUGGGAUUUCAUAUUGAAAACGAACACCUGAUGAUGGCCUCGUAGUUCACAUUGAGCUCUCACGGCCAGCCACCGUUGACACGAAGCAACAGACACUCUUCCCUACUCAUUGGCACCUCUCUUUACUUUGCUUUGCUUUGCUUCGCUUCUACUCUCUACCUCUCUCAUUCUGGUUAACUUCUUCGAAAAAUCGGCACUACCCAUUUGAGAAUACUCUUCAAUGGAAACUGGGUCGAGCUCAGAUUCCCUGGAUAAGCUUGAGACACGAAGAGAAAGGAAUGAGAGGCUUGGAAUAGGCCCCAAGAUCGAGCCAUUCGUGCCAAGACCGGACCACAAUCCGAAGGAGCUGAAGUCCUGGGCCAAGAGGACUGGUUUUGUCUCCACUUUCUCCAGUGAAAGUGGCUUGAGCAACAGUGAAAAGUUCAAUAGCUCUGGCUUUGAUAUAGAGAGAGGUGGUGGGUCUUCCCCGAAAAUCGAGAUCGACCCAAUUCUGGGCCGUACUCGGCCAAGCAGAGGGACCGAAAUCGAACCGGACUCCGGGUCAGGGAAUGGUUUAGGAUCCGUUAGCGGUGAGAAUCAGAGGAAAGUUAGAGAUGAGCCUGUUUUAGGGGCUAUAGGCGAGGAGAAAAGAUUUGAGUUGAACGGAAAUAAAAAUGGCAAUGUGAAUGGGCUUUCCAACGAUAUUGGAGAUAGAAAUGAAAUCCCUCCGGUUGCUCCGGCUCCGGAGCCAAAAAAAGAGAAUGAAAAUGGUGGAAGAGAGGUGGGGAUUGAUAUGUAUCCAGGUGGUGAAGAGCCUGCAAAUGGAGGAUGGACUAGACCAACUGAAUUGAGAUGUGGGUUGAGAGAGAACCCUGGUUUUGUACCACUAAUGUAUUACGGCAUGCAACACUAUUUAUCUCUAGCUGGUUCACUUAUUUUUAUCCCCUUGAUCAUCGUACCAGCAAUGGAUGGAACAGAUAAGGAUACAGCAACAGUAAUUUCCACAAUGCUUCUGGUUUCUGGUAUUACAACAAUACUCCAUUCCUACUUUGGUACACGACUUCCAUUAGUUCAAGGAAGUUCAUUUGUAUAUUUGGCACCAGCUCUAGUUAUAAUUAAUGCCAAGGAUUAUCGAAAUCUCUCAGGACAUAAAUUCAGACACAUAAUGCGGGAGCUGCAAGGGGCUAUUAUCGUUGGUUCAAUAUUCCAAUGUAUCUUGGGAUUCACUGGUCUAAUGUCCCUUAUUCUUAGAUUGAUUAACCCAGUUGUUGUUGCCCCAACUGUUGCUGCCAUUGGUUUAGCUUUUUUCAGCUAUGGUUUUCCACAGGCUGGCAAUUGUGUAGAAAUCAGCAUUCCUGAAAUACUCUUGGUUCUUAUCUUCACUCUUUACCUUCGAGGAGUGUCAAUCUUCGGACAUCGCUUGUUUCGAGUUUAUGCGGUUCCCCUUAGCGUCAUGAUCACAUGGAUAUAUGCAUUCUUUUUGACAGCUGGUGGAGCUUAUGAUUACAAGGAUUGCAGUCCAGACAUUCCCAGUUCAAACAUCUUAAUUGAUUCGUGUAGAAAUCAUUCAUACACCAUGAAGCAUUGCCGAACAGAUGUUUCUAAUGCUUGGAGAACUGCCGCAUGGGUUAGAAUUCCCUACCCUUUGCAAUGGGGUGUCCCAGUCUUCCAUUUCAGGACUUCAAUAAUCAUGAUCAUCGUCUCUUUGGUUGCAUCAGUGGAUUCGGUUGGGGUAUAUCACUCUGCCUCUUUAUUAGUAACUUCAAAGCCGCCAACUCCAGGAAUUGUCAGCAGAGGAAUUGCAUUGGAGGGCUUCUGCAGUCUAUUGGCUGGAAUUUGGGGUUCAGGAACUGGGUCAACAACCUUGACCGAAAAUGUGCACACAAUCAACAUAACAAAGGUGGCAAACCGAAGGGCUGUGGAACUUGGAGCAGCGAUGCUGAUUCUCUUUUCAUUUGUAGGAAAAAUUGGUGCCAUUCUUGCUUCGAUACCCCUGGCGUUAGCUGCCGCUAUUCUUUGCUUCAUCUGGGCUCUCAUUGUAGCAUUGGGUCUCUCAAAUUUGCAGUACACUCAAGCUGCAAGUUUUAGGAACAUAACAAUAGUUGGAGUAUCACUGUUCCUUGGUUUAUCUAUUCCUGCAUAUAUUCAACAGUACGAUCCUGAAACCAGCUUGAUACUGCCUAGUUAUUUUGUUUCAUAUGCAGCAGCAUCAAGCGGACCAGUUCACACCGGCAGUAAACAACUUGAUUUCGCUAUCAAUGGAUUACUGUCAUUGAAUAUGGUGGUGGCACUCCUGGUGGCAUUUGUACUUGACAACACCGUCCCGGGAAGCCGGCAAGAACGAGGGGUUUACAUAUGGUCUCACGCAGAGGACAUGGCAACAGACCCAUCUUUGCAUGAAGACUAUUCCCUGCCUGCAAAAGUUUCCAGGUUCUUUUGUCGUGCUAGAUGAUGAUUGUAGAGGUCAGGAUUUGUGCAUUAUUAGUGAAGUUUCGUCUUUUCUGAAGACCAUAUAGCACUGCAUGGUCGAAAAACAGAAGAAGAAGAAGAACAGGAAGGAUUAUACAGAAGAAAAAAAGUGUUUAUUUGAAACAAUAUAGUAUCAAUAGUCAAGAACAACUCUUCCAAGCAAUUCUUCACUU
Molecule: messenger RNA, 2736 nt
Organism: Tripterygium wilfordii
Lineage: Eukaryota; Viridiplantae; Streptophyta; Magnoliopsida; Celastrales; Celastraceae
Product: nucleobase-ascorbate transporter 11
Exons: 10
Coding region: 336-2546 (736 amino acids)
Biological process (GO): transmembrane transport
Cellular component (GO): plasma membrane
Molecular function (GO): transmembrane transporter activity
Source: RefSeq, a predicted model, not a curated record